This is a messenger RNA of Anopheles moucheti, 5140 nucleotides long. RefSeq names its product cell division cycle 7-related protein kinase (gene Cdc7). The transcript has 2 exons. Gene Ontology annotation, cellular component: nucleus. NCBI's taxonomy places the organism in Eukaryota, Metazoa, Arthropoda, Insecta, Diptera, Culicidae. Gene Ontology annotation, biological process: protein phosphorylation; mitotic DNA damage checkpoint signaling. Bases 1675 to 3360 code for a protein of 561 amino acids. Gene Ontology annotation, molecular function: protein serine/threonine kinase activity; ATP binding. The record is from RefSeq and is a predicted model, not a curated record.
GAACAUUCGCUUCAUCGACAGUGGAGACACUAAAUCCCCACUUCUCUCAGCGUAGUGUGCGCGUACAACCAACCGAUCAAGUAGCGAUCAAAUGGUUGCAAACGUACAUCGCGCUCUAGCACAGUAUUUUUUGUACUCCGCGGACCUGUGAUUGCACUUCUGUGUGUGGGUGGGCGUUUAUUGUGCUUGUAUGUAUACGCACAAAGAGCAUUGAGGAACGCGAGUGCAGCAUUUGUCCAACUAGACACAAGCACACGCACACACCAACAUCGCGAUAGCAAAAGGAUGGCCACCAGAUGAGCCCCGCACUACGUAAUCGCAGUGGCAAGCAGUGGGUAAUCAGCCGGAUCGGGACAAGCGAAGACGCCAGUGUAAGCGAAACGACAACAGCAAAACCAAAACAAACCCAAUAUUGAGUCAGACAACCAACCCCUACUUUGCACCCCAAACGUCAUAAUUGGGUUGUUUCAGCUCGCUCGAGGACGUUGCAUACGACCGAAGAGCGAACGAGAGAACGCGUCCUGAGGCAGUAGUGCGACCGAAGAAGAGCGAUUGAGUGUGCUCAAGCGCGCGCUGUAUUGUGCUGCAGUUUAUAUUUCGCGGGCCAGCUGAGCGAACGUUUGCGAAUACGCCAAGCAGCUGAGUGGAACUAUUUGUCUUUGCACACGGACACGCGAUUGGAGCAACGGUUUGCGAGUGCUUGUUUCUGCGGGGGGAUAAGUAUUACAGCAUCGAAAGUGCAUCGUACGGUUUUGCAGCAAGUUUGUGAAGGACCCACGGCAGGUUUCAAUUACGGCAACAAGAGAAGGCCAUGUAAAACCAGCUCAAAACAAACCCCACUACCCCCCGUCGUCAAAUCUCAAGGACGGCAGUGCAAGCGGUAAACGUAAAACACUCGUCCCAUCACAUCGGGUUUUUUGGUGCUCGCCCCAUCACAUCGUCACCAUCAACGCAUCACUGUCGUCGCCUACUUGGUGUCACCCAGAAACGGUGUGUGUAUGCAGUGUUACAGCACACAGUGUGUGUGAGAGAGAGAGCAACCAAGCGCACGUUAGCAAACGCAUCGCGCAAACCACGACAUCGUUUGCAGCGCAGCGCGCACUGCACCGAGGCAAAACUAAACCAAAAUAAAGGGUGCAAGAAGAAGGCUGAAGAAAAUCGCACGGAUUGUCACAACCACCACCCUCAAUUACACCACCCAUCGCACUCUGGUACACAUAUUGCAAUGUGUGUGAUUUGUGUGCGUACGCUCUUCUUGUGAUAUUACAACAUUCGCACAAUUCCUUGGCCGCGCACCACACGACGACAUAUUCUUUAGCAGUGCGUGUGGCGACAAGUGCCCAACCACGCGGUUGUGUUCAGUUACAAACAAAAAAAAAAAAGUACAAAGCAACAACAACAAAACAACACGCCAUCUUUAAACAACGGCUAACACAACAACAACAAAACCACUAAAGAGGCUCGUGAAUUAAGUAGUAGAGAAAAAAAAGGUAGAAGACGACGGCAAACUGCAAAGCGGCGCUCGCCUCCUUCGGUACUGGUAGUAAUAGCAGCAGCACACACGGUUUUGUGUGCAGCAACUGUAGUAGUAGUCGGUCGCAAACGGAAACGGAUCGCGUUAUUUGUUCUUUGGUUGCAAAUUUUUGGGUUAUCGUCGCGACACGCGAAAGCAAUAUGGAUAGCGCACAGCAACAACGGCAAUCGUUACGUUCGGACUGCGACGAGGAGGAGGAGGCGGCUCGGGAUGUUAAGAUGCAACCGGUAGACAGGCCGGACCUGAAGGUAGCCCAGACCCCUGCAACACCGAUGGUCAUCGAGCAGGAAACUGCAGUGAUCCGUCCGAAGAUGGAAGCCGCAUCGAACAACGCAGAGCCGCAGAACACAAAGUUCUGGGAUAGGUACGAGAUGCAUGGUGAGUUCGACAAGGGUACGUUCAGCACGGUUUUGUUGGCUUCGUUACGAGCCCAGCAGCAUCUGCCGCUAGACAAGCGGAGCAAGUUCGCGAUCAAGCUGAUCGUACCAACGAGCCAUCCGGAUCGGAUCGCGCGAGAAAUACUCUGCAUGAAGAAGAUGGGCGGCCAGUGCAAUGUGAUCGGGUACGUUGAUGCGUUCCGGUUCAAGGGUUCCGGUUCGGUAGGGGUCGUGAUGCAUUACAUUCCGCAGGAACCGUUCCAUCUGUACUUCGCCCAGCUAACACCGGCUGACGUUCAGCGCUAUCUGCAGCAGUUGUUAAUUGCCCUGAAACGGGUGCAUCUGUUCGGGGUAAUUCAUCGGGAUGUCAAACCGAGCAACUUCCUGCACAGUCCACGCCAUCGCACCUACAUGCUGGUUGACUUUGGGCUAGCGCAGGAAACGAAUAAAGGCGUACUGUCGCUGCGCACACCCGGAAACCAGCCCGCCCAGACUGAUGAGGGUGUCAAGCGUGAGGAUCAGGUUGUUCCGCAACAUCAAGAUACUGUCCUGGUGCGCAACCCGCUGAAUCGUAAGACCAACAGCAAUACCCACCCGUUGAAGCUCUCGAAUAGUACAACGAAGGAUCUCGCCGAUGUACCAAUGCUGGGUCGGCAAAUCAAAUCGGUCGCCAGCACCGUGAGCAAUGGGGUAAAGCAUCGCCGUUCGGCAAUGCUAGAAAACCGAUCGCCCUAUGCAAGGGAUCUCAAAACGGACGGUGCUAACGUCGCAUCGCGCCAAUCUAGGGACCAGCCCACGUGCAUGUGUCCCGGUCAACCGCAGGUGUGCAAUCUGUGCUUGGUGAAGCCGGAAAUGAAUGCUCCCCGGGCCGGUACGCCUGGCUAUCGACCACCGGAAGUGUUGCUGAAGUAUCCGGACCAAACGACGGCCGUCGAUAUCUGGGCCGCUGGUGUCAUCUUUCUCAGCCUGUUGAGCAAGCUGUAUCCAGUCUUUACCAACGAGGACGACCUAACCUCGCUGGCGCAAAUCAUUGAGGUGUUUGGGUACGAGCGUAUAAAGGAAACGGCCCGUGUACUCAAACAGCGACUAGGUUGCUCGCCGGAAACGAUGGCAAAACAACCAUACAAUCUGCGGCGCUUUUGUCAAAACUUCCGUCUAAUCUACAAAAGGCGCGAAUCGGGUACGGCUGCCGGUGGGUCUAGUCCUCCGUCCGGGCGGGAUGAGGAAAAUUUGACCUGUGACAACUGCUGCAAACCUCCGGACAGUUGUCUGUGCCAGCGACGUAGGAUUGUGGCCGAUGAGAGUGUUGGACGUCCGAGGGAUGCGGAUUGCGAUGAGUACGGUCCGGAAGCGUACGAUCUGCUGGAACGGUUGCUUGAAACAAACCCGCAUCAGCGUAUUACUGCUUCUGAGGCGUUGCAGCAUCCCUACUUCAAUGUCCAGUACUGAGAACUACAAUGGUUGCGGUUGUUGAGGUCGAGUUUGGUAGCAGAUCAGAUCGCGAAAGGGCACGGUUACGGUUACGCACCCACAUUUCACCAGCACCACCGGUACAAAACCACAAAUGACAAAGUAUGAACACAGAGCGUAGCGAUUAUAGUGAAAGCAAGGAGAAUGGAAAAAAAGAAUUCUUGGCUAGUGGCGUCAAUUAUAGAGCCAGUAUAUAGUAAAUGAAGAGAGACAGAAACAACAAGAGAUAUAGAGAGCGAUGGAUAGCGGGAGGUCAUAAAUGGGUUAGAGAUUAUCUUUGAAUAGUAAAUUACUUCUUUAAGUUACCACCACCGAAUAGUUAACGCAUGCUCUGUUGCCACACGAUCGUUCUCACCGCGCGCAUCAUAACCAUCGAUCACCAAAAUUCGAAUGCCGCACGAAUGGCCCAUACACUUAACCAAAUUAUACACGCAACGAGCAGAUACACAGACUGUAGGCGCACUAGUUUGGUGCGAAACGGUACAGCAGCCAGUAUGUAUAUGAAAAUAACACCCGUCCGCCACAGUGCAAUAGAGGAAAAUCAGUGCGCGCCCUACAUUCCGUUUUCGUCCUUGUACUCUCUCCCCUUUAAGACGUUAAGAACAGACAGGGAAAAAAAUGACGCAAACUGUGUGAGAAACAUUCAACACAAAACCCACCAGCGAGAAUCAAACAAGAUCAUUUUCAAGGAAAACAUACACAGAAUGGGAUGCAUUUAUUUGUUGUCAUCCGGACACACCGGCAGAAGUUCCUCCCAAACACUUUUUACGGCUUGAUAUGAUGAGCUAACACUUAUGCUCGCUCUCUCUCUCUCUUUCUCUCUACUACCGAUGGCGGAGGAGGAACAUCAGCAAGAAAUUGGCCAUCAGCAAAACAAGGCAGCACAGGACAAAAAGGCAGACAGGGUUUAUGCGUUUGUUAAAUUUUGUUUUCAUUACCUUAUUUAUUUUAAUGUACCUUUAUUCUUGUUCUUGCUUUUGUUCGUAAGGCAAAAGUCGAGCUAGGAAACAUUAUGCUAGUUUGCGCAAGCGCGCGAAGCUUCCACGCGGUAGCUUAUUAUUUAUUACCUUUUUGUUUUUAAUCUUUACUUCGAUUGAAUGGGGCCAUACGCACGCGUUUUCUACCGAAGCUUCCAACAUCCAACGUGCUUCUAGGUGUAAAUAGUGUGUCAGGAUGGGAAGUUCGAAGUGGUUAGGGAAGGAUAGAAAGCCCCCCAGCUCUAAAGGCCGCAUUGAGCUGUAAUUUUUAAUCUAUUUAUUAAAUUAUUGUCACAAAACUGUUGGAAUGAAUGAGGCAUUGCUUUGUUGUUGUUAGGGUUGCCAGUACGAAUAGCACAGUUGAGAGUUUUAAUCUGUUGCUGCAUGCUUCACGUGUGUUUACCGUGACGCUAAAGUAAAAUACUUAAGUAAAAGCAACAAGUCUGAGGAGGGCAUUUGCGUAGAGACACCGUUCUAGCUUACAAGCUGGUGCAAGCUAGCCGAACACAGCAGCAUUAUAAUUGAGUAGGGUAAAGGGAACAAGGCAUGAGAUUUCGUACGCCGGUGCAAGAUUAUGGCAAAAGAAAGCCGAAAAAGCGUUACGGUUAAAGAUAAAAUACAGGGCCAGUAGCAGUGAACGCUGUAAGUGGGAAAACAGAUGGAAAACCCGUCACCUGUCCGGGUUUGUCAUCAGCGCCAUCGUGGUCGUCGUAAAACACAAAAAAAAACACAUAAAACAAAAACAUGAAAAAAAUAAGUACAACAUUAAACCAAUGGGGUUG